Messenger RNA from Branchiostoma floridae (Florida lancelet), 1060 nucleotides. Its product is annotated as axoneme-associated protein mst101(2)-like. The transcript is spliced from 3 exons. The record is from RefSeq and is a predicted model, not a curated record. Gene Ontology annotation, molecular function: kinase activity. Lineage: Eukaryota; Metazoa; Chordata; Leptocardii; Amphioxiformes; Branchiostomatidae. The coding region runs from base 93 to 1055 and encodes 320 amino acids.
UGCUCGAGCGUUUGACAGCAUCCCCAUCGUGGAAAAGGCAUACGAAAGCAACCGGGUGGAAGUAGAUACCUACCACGGAUCCACAGAUUGUCAUGUUCAUGACAGAGGUGGGUUAUCCGGUGUUUCCGGAGGACAAGCGGGUGAAAAAAUGCGUAGAAAUGCAGGUUCUGUUGAUGAAAGAGUGUAAAAAACUUGGCAUGGAACAGGAAGUGUGUGAGGAGAACUGGAAACACUUUAUGAAAAGGCUGAAUAAAGAACAGAAGAGGUGGAAAAAGGCUGCUCAGGAAGAUGAGAGUUUGGUGGAGCGAAAAAAGGACAUGGAUCUGUUGGCAGACGUCCUGACAAGAUCAGUGGAGGUAUGGAUCUGGGAACAUGGGAAGUCCAUUACAAGUUCGUUCAUGACCCUCCCCGAGAAACCUCACCGGUUUGCGUUAAAAGAAAUGCCGGAGUUAGCGGAGCUCGUGGAAAAAAACAACCCAAAACCCAUCGACCCAAAGGAGGUGCAAGAUCUGUUGAAAAGAACUGAAAACAGGGUCCCAAUGAGACUCGUCAGACCAGAGCCAAAGAAAAAUCCCGAGCCAAAGGACAAAAGUAUCAACCCAAAGAAAAAAAAAUAUAAAAGACCUGAAAAAAUGAAAGACAAAUCCAAAAGUGCCCAACCAGAGACAGAGAAUGGCAACCCGAACAGUACUGAACAGGAGACAGUGAAAAGUAAGCAGAAAAGUGCCAAGAAAGGAUCAGCGGGAAAAACAAAGGCUGAGAAGUCUUCUGAAAAAACAUCUUCCAAACCAGCAAGUGAUGCAGAUAGAUCUACACCUACACAGACACAGCAGGAGAAGACCUCAGCUGAUCAGGUUACCGAGCAGACAUUUAAGGUGAAACAGCUCCAGCGGUGCGGGUUCUGUAACCGGCAGGAGCUUCCCGAGGCAAAGUUCCAGAAGUGCGGGCGCUGCAGGAAGACUCGCUACUGCAGCAAGGAGUGUCAGCAACAGCACUGGAGGGGGGGACACAAGGAGGAGUGUGAGGAGAGGAAAACUGACAAAGCAGAAACUUGAACUAA